UACCCAUAGUUAAGUUUUUUUUUCUCCAACCAUGGUUAAGUUAAUUGUCUCCCCCUUUAUAAUAAGCUAUAGAUAGAGCAAAAACAGAAGACGAAAAUAUUACAGGUUUAUCAAAGAGCAGAGAAAUUCAAAGGUACCUUUAAAAAUGGCAUUCUACUUGGAUGAAGAAGAAGUGUGGAAAUGUCCAAAACACCCCUCGAAGCGACGGAGGAACGGAGUUUGUCCUGUUUGUCUCAAGGACCGUCUCGUCAUUCUCUGCCCUGACUGUGCUAACGUACGCCCCUGUGCUUGCUACGCCUCUGCAACGUCGUCUUCUUCCUCCGCUUCUUCUUCGUUUUCUCUCUUUUCCGCAUCGUCCGGUCGUAGUGGCGGCGGCGGCGGUUGCGAGGGAGUAUGCUCAGGCGCACGAGUCUCCAAUCUCAUAGAUAGUGAACCGUCUUUCCAGAGAUCGAGAUCCGUCGGAAUUCCAUUCCUCCGAUCAUCACGAGACAAAAAUUCCGUCGACAGAAAAAAUCAGCAGAUUUGUAACAACAGUAGUAAGAUGAAUAAAACGCCGUCGUUUUGGUCGGUUUUCAAGUUGAGUAAGAGUAAGAGAUAUGGAGAUUCAGAGAGUGAUGAAUUGAAACCGAAAGCGAAAGCGAAUAUUCAUCAUGAAAAUAUUAACGAAUUUACUGAUGGUAGAAUUGAGGAUUUUGCGAGGAUGAUGAAGAGAUCACGAUCAAUGAGUGUAGUGAUUACGUCAGUUCCCGGCGCCGGCGAUGGCAAUAAGUCGCCGGCGAAGUCGAAAGGAUGGCAUUUUCCAAGUCCAAUGAAAGUUUUCCGGCAAUCUAAGGCUUCGAAAUUGGCUUACGAACGGUCGCCUUUGUGCAGAGGUUGAGUUUUCGGUUUUAUUUACUCUUUUUUUGAGUGUAUUUUUUAAUGAUCAGAAAAUUACUAAGACAGUAUUGUAAUUUCCAUGAAGGAGGAAGUAAAUAACAAAAUUAGUUUCAUUUCUGUGAGAGUAGGAAACAAUAAUUGUAGUAAAGUUGAGUAAAUCUCCAUUGUACAUGUCUUCUACUACUUUGUUUCAUUUAAUAUUGAAUCCAAUUUUACGUA
This is a messenger RNA of Solanum dulcamara, 1095 nucleotides long. RefSeq lists its product as uncharacterized. The transcript has a single exon. The coding region runs from base 146 to 877 and encodes 243 amino acids. NCBI's taxonomy places the organism in Eukaryota, Viridiplantae, Streptophyta, Magnoliopsida, Solanales, Solanaceae. The record is from RefSeq and is a predicted model, not a curated record.